UCAGGUGAUACUCCUAGAUUAACAAAACUUAUAAAUCUUACAGGACACAAUUUAUACAAAGGAUGUAGGUAUUCUAAUAUCCGUGACAUUUACAAAAAUCAUGUAUACCUUCCAACUAUGCCACCUAGAGAAAAGAGAAAUGAAUAUAAACAAUAUGAUCCUAAAAAUUUACCCAUUCAAGCUCAAUUGAAUGAAAUAGGAAAUGAGAUGCAUAGUAUUAGAAAGUCACUUCCAACUUAUUUAAGAAGUCCACCCUGUAACAUAGUUAUCCACCAUAAUGGAUAUAAGGCUGAGGAGUGGGCAGCCUGGAUAACUAUGUAUUUUUUACCUUUACUAAAAGGGCAAAUACUAGAUAGACACUAUAAAGGAUGGGUUUAUUUUGUUAAAGCUGUUCGCCUAUGUCAGAAAUUGACAUUAACUUCUCAAGAAUUGAAAGCAUACACUCAGCCAGUCCGAAUUGAAAAAGAUAAAGAAAAAUUUUCUGCUUCUUAUGACGUUAGGGGUAGAACACUUAAGAAUAAGAUAAGAACAGUUACAGAUAAAAAAUGGGCAGUAUAUUGGAUCUAA
This is a messenger RNA of Funneliformis geosporum, 567 nucleotides long. The record is from the annotation of a GenBank genome assembly. Lineage: Eukaryota; Fungi; Glomeromycota; Glomeromycetes; Glomerales; Glomeraceae.